Conger conger (European conger) is the source of this 4875-nucleotide messenger RNA. It is a transcript of the gene kif3b, whose product is annotated as kinesin family member 3B. The record is from RefSeq and is a predicted model, not a curated record. The transcript has 9 exons. NCBI's taxonomy places the organism in Eukaryota, Metazoa, Chordata, Actinopteri, Anguilliformes, Congridae. Gene Ontology annotation, molecular function: microtubule motor activity; ATP binding; microtubule binding. Bases 199 to 2511 code for a protein of 770 amino acids. Gene Ontology annotation, biological process: microtubule-based movement.
AGCCUGCCUGUCCAUUCCAUCCGGGAUACAGUAACUAACAGCAGGGAUGAAGCGCAGUGUGUGGUAAUGGCUGACGACAGAGCCGGGCAGUCGGGUGCUGGUACUACCUAGCUAGAUGUGUCUUAUUCAGGCUUUGAUGGGAAUACAACAUUGUGAAUAUAAGCAACAAAUAAAACUAGACACUGUGAAGUACUCACAAUGUCUAAAAGCAAGAGCUCAGAGUCUGUGAAAGUGGUAGUGCGCUGCCGACCUAUGAAUGAAAAGGAGAAGGCGGCUAACUUUCAGAGGGUAGUGUCUGUGGACGUAAAGCUGGGACAAGUGGCUGUGAAGAACCCCAGGGGUACUGCCCAUGAGCACCCAAAGGUGUUCACCUUUGACUCAGUCUAUGACUCAAACUCAAAGCAGGUAGAUCUUUACGAUGAAACCUUCAGGCCGCUGGUGGACUCUGUCCUGCUAGGGUUCAACGGCACCAUUUUUGCUUACGGUCAAACGGGCACUGGUAAGACCUACACCAUGGAAGGUGUGCGCAAUGAUCCGGAGAGGAGAGGUGUAAUCCCCAACUCAUUUGAGCAUAUUUUCACGCACAUAUCUCGGUCUCAGAACCAGCAAUACCUAGUGAGAGCAUCGUACUUGGAGAUCUACCAGGAAGAGAUCAGAGACCUGCUGUCCAAGGACCAGGCCAGGCGGCUGGAGUUGAAGGAAAGGCCUGACACUGGCGUGUAUGUCAAGGAUCUGUCCUCCUUUGUCACCAAGAGUGUAAAGGAGAUUGAGCAUGUCAUGAAUGUGGGCAACCAGAACCGGUCGGUCGGAUCAACGAACAUGAAUGAGCACAGCUCCCGCUCCCAUGCCAUUUUCGUCAUCACUAUUGAGUGCAGUGAGCUGGGCCUGGAUGGGGAGAACCACAUACGGGUAGGCAAGCUUAACCUGGUUGAUCUGGCAGGCAGCGAAAGACAGGCUAAGACCGGGGCCCAGGGGGAACGUCUGAAGGAGGCCACCAAAAUCAACCUGUCCCUCUCUGCCCUUGGCAAUGUCAUCUCUGCGCUUGUGGAUGGCAGGAGCACCCAUAUCCCCUACCGUGACUCAAAGCUUACUCGACUGCUACAGGACUCUUUAGGUGGCAAUGCCAGGACUGUGAUGGUGGCCAACAUAGGCCCUGCCUCCUAUAAUGUGGAGGAGACGCUGACUACCUUGCGCUAUUCAAAUCGUGCGAAAAACAUCAAGAACAAGCCCCGUGUCAAUGAGGACCCCAAGGAUGCUCUCCUGCGGGAGUUCCAGGAGGAGAUUGCCCGCCUAAAGGAGCAGCUGGAGAAACGCUCAGGAAAGGGGAAGAGGAGGAAGAGGAGGAAGUGGAAGCCUGGGGACAGUGGAGACGAGCCAGAGGAGGGAGACGAGGACGACGAAGAGGAAGAUGAUGGUGAAGAAGGGCCGGGGGGAGAAGAGAAGGAGGAUGCGGAUUACUGGCGGGAGCAGCAGGAGAAGCUGGAGAAGGAGAGGAAGGCCAUCAUGGAUGAUCACAGCCUAGUGGCCGACGAAAAGCUGAAGCUGCUGACGGCCAAGGAGAAGAAGAUGGAUGACCUCAAGAGGGAGCGGGAGGCUGGGGAAAUGCUGGCUGCUAAAGUCAAGGCCAUGGAGAGCAAGCUUUUGGUUGGAGGAAAAAAUAUUGUUGAUCACACCAACGAACAGCAGAAGGUUCUGGAACAGAAACGACAGGAAAUUGCUGAACAGAAACGCAGGGAGCGGGAGAUGCAGCAGCAGAUGGAGUGCCGGGAUGAGGAGACCCUGGAGCUGAAGGAGACCUAUAGCUCCCUCCAGCAGGAAGUGGACAUUAAAACCAAAAAGCUGAAAAAGUUGUUUGCCAAGCUGCAGGCAGUGAAAGCAGAGAUCAGUGAUGUCCAGGAUGCACACAUACAGGAGCGGCAGGAGCUGGAGCAGACGCAGAACGAGCUGACCCGGGAACUUAAACUCAAGCACCUUAUCAUUGAAAACUUCAUUCCCAUGGAGGAGAAAAACAAAAUAAUGAACCGAACAUUCUUGGAUGAGGAGGAUGAUCAUCACUGGAAGCUGCGACCCAUUACCCGACUUGAGGAUGACCAGCAGAUGAUGACUCGGCCUGUGUCUGCCGUAGGCUACAAGCGCCCCCUAAGCCAGCACGCCCGUACAGCCAUGCUGAUGCGGCCAGAUGUCAGAUACAGGGCUGAGAACAUCCUGCUCCUAGAGCUGGACCUGCCCACAAGAACCACCAAGGAGUACGAGGAGCCUGUCAUUGCCCCUAAAGUGGCUGCGGCGCUGGAAGAUGCCCUGCGGGAUGAGGAUGAGAUCCAGGUGGACGCCUCAAACUUUCACAGUAGCCUCCCCACCCCUCCAGGUGCCAGUGUUGGCAUCACCAAAAAGCCAAAGUCCAGUAGCCGGCCUAAGACUGGAAAAAAGGUGAGCACCCCAACCUCUGCAACAAGCCCCUCAAGCUCAGGACACCCCCUCUACCCACAGUCCCGUGGGCUUGUCCCCAAGUGAUGGCCUCCCUUCUGAAAAUUCCAGCUUUAACACACCUAAACUGGUCACUCUGGUUUAAGCUGUUUUCAACACUUUUAGCUUGUCAACCAGGUGAUCACUAGCUGACCAGCCUUUAUAGUCAGGUAGUAAACCUGCUUACCAUCAGCUUGCAUCUUCACCAGCUUUGACCAGCUUUGUUCAGCUAGAUACCAGCUACGACCAGCCACAGACCAACUGUGACCUGCUGGAAGUGUCAAACACAGCUUAAACCAUCUUAAAGCAGCUUAGAAUUCCAGCUGGUCCUAGAUUUUCAGCAGUGCUGGCUCUCUGGUCUCCAGAUGAGUCAGUGGAAGGUCUGCUUGACAGCCAGGGCGAAGACGCGCUGGUAUGCACUUUCCAAUUUUCUGAACAAUGUAGCCGACUUUCCCAGUGUGAGGGGAACCUCCAGCUUUUCUACUUUUCAUCAUGUGGCCAUUAGUUAUUUGACCUCCUAAGCAUGGUUCCAAGGACCACAGUGACUAAAUGCCAGUGCCCACAGUGACAUUGAAUAUUGCUAAUAUUCUGUUAAAAAAAAAAAAAACUGAAAAAUGCAUUUCAAUGGUUGUUCACUCUUUUAAUUGAUGGAACAGACAUUGGCAAUGUAGACCAAGAGUCUCAUCUACAGUGCAACAAUUCAGAUGUCAUUGGCCCUCCUGCACUAUUUGCUUUCAUAACAUCUGAAUCUUCAUUUUGCCACAAUGUGUGUUCUUAGUCACAAAGGAAAGAGUUUGCUGAAAUAAUUUUCUCUUGAUGAGGAAUGAAGUUGUGGCAUUCAGGGCUGGACUACUUAUACAAAAGUAUACGUAUUAUACUUAUACAUGGUAGCCCCACACAUGCUCUGCAUGCUGUUUUGCAUUUGGUUUCAAGUCAUUUUUUUCCAUUUGAGGAAAAGGAGAGCAUGUUCUUGUAUGGGGUUUCAAUUAAACUCCUUUAAAUCUGAAUUCCAACUUCAAGUCGAAUUGUCAUGAGAUUUUAGGGUGAACGUUCAUCUGUGUGAUGAACUGCAGAGCUCCAUUUGAAUAUCUGUUUUGCCACCCAAAGCCGUAGAUUGAGGAGAACUAAAGCACUUUUGGGCAGUUGUGGGGCAGACUAACUCCACUGCAUACAGUACAUCCAGACUUCAGGUUGCCUUAGACCCACUCCUGGCCCUCAGGUCACCAUGCAGUAAGCUUGGUAAUGUCAGGAGGUCACAAUGGAAAGAAAUGGGAGAAAAUGGUUACGGCUACAAUUUUAUCACUGGAAUGAUGGAUCCUAUUCAUUUGAGAUGCCUGUGAAAUCUUACAAUUGUGAACAAAAGAAAACAUGUGACCACAUUUAAAAAAAUGUAUUGCCUGCUUCAUUGCAUAUGCAAAAAGUAAAAAUGCAUAUGCAAUGAAAAUAUCAAAAUGGAAGCACUACACCACUUGCACAUGCUAUCAAUAAACUUGUGCAUCCAAAAUUUAUUAACCCUCAUUUUAGUGUCCAGUAUGUCUCUGAAAGUUACUCUUAAAGCAUUGUAUAAAGUAUACAACUUCAUUGUUUCUUGUUUCAUCAUAUAAGAAUUGCACCAAGUGUAUUUAAUAAAACUAAUGCUGGAAUAAGUGAUUGCAUGGCUCCCAAGAUGUUUUAAAGUGAAGGAAGGGUGAUUCGCCUCAGCAUUAAUUUGUGGCACCCAUAGUCUGUAAUGCCAUGACCUAUUAGUUUAUAUUUUUGUCUUGUUGCAUAUUGCACAUUACUAUUUGUGAAAUCAUAGUCAUACCAAAUUUUUGGUUAUUUAUUGGUCCUUUAAAGCAGGUGAAGUGACCUGGUUUCUGACAAUGUAAGCAAAUGAGUUACCAUACAAUAAAUAAACAAUGCACACAUUCAGAAGGUCCUACCCUGAAAUGGGACCAACAGUCAGGUGGCUGAUUGACAUCUGACUUGGCUUUGUGCUGUCACUGACCCAUUUUAAUGCUGUCACCCAACGCUCCUCACAACUGUGUCCUUUGUGGUUUGCCUGUGUUAAAAACAACACCCAAAAAAAAAAAAAAAAUAGCUUGGGCUAUUAUUAAUACAUUUUUUUAUUUAAUUAAUUUUUUCUUUUUUGGUGGGGGGUUUGUUCUUGGAUAUGCAUAAAGCCCAGUUGACUUGUCACCUCUGCAACUUUUGGUAAAACUGCCUCCAAACCUUCUUACCCUCUAGGGUAGUGCCACUGCUUGCUGCUGCUAUAUGAUACUAUUCCUCUAAUAAGGUACAGUGUGAUUGUUUAUAAGAGCCUACCAAUAGAUUCUCCUCAAUUGAAUUUGCAGUUGUAUAAAAAAAAUGAAUGAAUACAUAAAUAAUAAAGAAACAUACAACUAUAGAUAUUAAAAAAACUUGAAAUUUGAA